ACCAAACGACAGCUGAGAGCAGAUGCCAGCAUCCACUUCUUAGCUCCGAAAGAAGAUACACCGACCCCGUUAGUCUAUUUACUCUCCACUUCUCCCCUAAGGAUGAGACUCCUGGACGUUAUUUGCCUGCUUAAUUACGGCCUCUUUAUUACAGCGACCGCGAUCUCGCUCUCAGAGGCAAGGACGUUUCUAUCUCAGAAUCAUGCCUCAGAGUUUUUGGUCAGAAAACGUCGUGCGAAUUCCUUUAUGGAAGAAAGCAAGAAGGGGAAUAUGGAGAGGGAGUGUAUUGAAGAAUACUGCAAUAGAGAAGAAGCCAGGGAAAUUUUUGAAAAUAACCCUGAAACGGAUUAUUUCUAUCCCAGGUAUUUGGACUGUCUGGCUUCGUUCAGAACUGGAAUUUUCAGAGUGCCAUCACUGACUCCAGAUACUCCAUCUGAUCUGCGGUCCUGUGUUACAAUAAUAUCAGACCAGUGUAAUCCUCUGCCUUGCAAUGUGGAUGGCUAUGAAGAAUGCAGAGAUGGACAAGCCACAUUCACAUGCACUUGUAAACCUGGAUGGCAAGGAGAUCAAUGUGAAGAAGAUAUAAACGAAUGUGAUGACCCUAUAAAUAAAAAUGGAGGAUGUGAUCAAAUUUGUGUUAAUUUUCAUGGAAGCUACCGCUGUUACUGUGAAGAUGGUUAUUAUAUACAGCCAAAUAAAAUGGACUGCAAGGACAGGAAUGAAUGCAUAUUGUAUCAAAACAUUUGUGGGACAGCACGGUGCAAAAAUACACCUGGGAAGUAUGAAUGUGAAUGUGAAACUGGUUUCUUCUACAAUUCAACUACAAAGAAAUGUGAAGAUAUUGAUGAAUGUGCUGAAAACACUUGUUCCCAAAUCUGUGUUAAUUCUCCAGGAAGCUUCACAUGCUAUUGUGAUGGCAAGAAAGGUUUCAAGCUUUCCAAGGAUAUGAGAACUUGUGAGACCGUACCAGAUUGUCUCCCUUUGAAUCUUGAAAAAAAUUAUGAAUUGCUUUAUCUGGCAGAACAAUUUAUUGGAAUCCCUGUUUUGUAUUUAAGGUUUAGAUUGCCAGAGGUUACAAGAUUUUCUGCAGAAUUUGACUUCCGGACUUAUGAUAAGGAGGGUGUGAUACUGUAUGCUGAAACCACAAACAGUACAGCCUGGUUUCUACUUGCUUUGCGUGAAGGAAAGAUUGAAAUUCAGUUCAAAAAUGAGCUUGGGACAAAAGUAACAAGUGGUGGUAAAGCUAUUAAUGAUGGUUUGUGGCACAUGAUCUCUGUGGAAGAACUAGAGCAUAGCAUCAGUGUGAAAAUAGCGAAAGAAGCAGUGAUGAACAUCAAUAACCCAAGACCUCUUUUCAAGCUUUCCAAUGGCUUUUUGGACACAAAAGUAUAUAUUGCAGGACUCCCUCGCAGAAUGGACAACAGUCUCAUUAAAUUGAUUAACCCCCGUUUGGAUGGGUGUAUUCGGGGUUGGAACUUGUUAAAUCAAGGAACCUCUGGUGUAAAAGAGUUAAUUCAAGAGAAGCAAAGCAAACAUUGUUUAAUAAAUGUUGGAAAGGGAUCUUACUACCCUGGCACUGGCAUGGCAAAGUUUCACAUUAGCUACAAUAACAUUUCAAGCAACACAGGUGAUUGGUUAAUAAAUGUGACAAUGGCUAUCCGUCCAUCCACAGGCACUGGAGUAAUGUUUGCCUUGGUUUCAGGUGAAACAGUUCCUCUUGCUUUGUCUAUUGUGGAUUCCAACUUAACAAAUGUACAGGAAAUCAUCGUAUCCAUUCAGAAUGUCAUUGUUGCUCACUUAGAGUCAAGAAAUUUGUGUACCUCAAAAAGAGUGCUACUCAGACUCAGGAUAAGUAGACAGCAGCUUGAACUUACAGCUGAUUCACAUUCAGUUAUCACCUAUUCAGGACCACAUCUCUCUGUCCUUGAACAAGCAAUUAAUGAAUCUGUUGAUACCUACCUAGGGGGCAUUCCUGAUGUUCCAGUUGAGGCAACUCCAGUCACAAUUUUUUACAAUGGCUGCAUGGAGGUGAAAAUAAAUGAUAGGGAAUUGGACUUGGAUGAAGCCAUUUCCAAACAGAAUGACAUUAGAUCCCAUUCAUGCCCACUACUGUUGCAACCGAGGCCUGAAGUCGUGGAUUCCCUUUUUGAUUUUUAAAGUCUAUAGGAAAACCCAGAUUGUUCUGCACAAAAUGGAUUGAACUGUAAAUGCUCUUUUAUUUCUGACAAUCUAUUUUCUGAACAUGUACAUCUCAAAAAUAUCUCCAACAUGAAUGGACAGAACCAAGGUUAACCUCCCAUCAGGAUAGCAUUGCUGAUCUCAUUUCAAUAUUUUUAGUUUUAUAGUUAACAUAUU
This is a messenger RNA of Protobothrops mucrosquamatus (brown spotted pit viper), 2355 nucleotides long. RefSeq names its product protein S (gene PROS1). Lineage: Eukaryota; Metazoa; Chordata; Lepidosauria; Squamata; Viperidae. Gene Ontology annotation, cellular component: extracellular region. The record is from RefSeq and is a predicted model, not a curated record. The annotation marks the transcript as partial. The transcript is spliced from 15 exons. Gene Ontology annotation, molecular function: calcium ion binding.